Messenger RNA from Rubroshorea leprosula, 1621 nucleotides. NCBI's taxonomy places the organism in Eukaryota, Viridiplantae, Streptophyta, Magnoliopsida, Malvales, Dipterocarpaceae. The record is from the annotation of a GenBank genome assembly.
ACAGAAUCUACAAUGAUCCGAAUUCUAUUCCACAGCUAAACAACACCAGCUAAGGGAACAACAACUGGGAUAAAAGGGAAAGACACCAGAGAAUUGAAGGAGUGAAGGGCCUAUAAAAAAAAGCAGGGGAAGAACAGGGUUAGCAACGGAGAAAGAAAAGGGGAAAUGGGCAUUUUGUAUCAGGAUAUUGUGGUGAUUAGUCCGCCGGCGAACGCCGGUGAUUCGACGAUGAUCACUGUGAAUUGUCCCGACAAGACGGGGUUGGGAUGUGAUUUGUGCAGGGUUAUACUCCGGUUUGGAUUGAGCAUUUGCAAAGGAGAUUUUUCCACAGAUGGAAAAUGGUGCUAUAUAGUGCUUUGGGUUGUUGGUAAAACCAACAUUAGGUGGGAUUUGUUGGAGAAGAGGCUUGUGGAGGUGUGUCCAUCACAUUACUCGACAUCUGGAAUCUACUAUUAUCGUCCUGAAAACCAGGAGCCUAAGUCGCCAGAUGUUUUUCUUUUGAAGUUUUGGUGUUCUUGUUAUAGAAAAGGCCUAUUGCAUGAUGUAACGCAGGUUCUUUGUGAUCUGGAGCUUACAAUAAGGAGAGUAAAGGUAUCCACUACUCCAGAUGGGAAAGUCAUGGACCUCUUUUUCGUCACAGAUACCAGGGAACUUCUCCACACAAAAGAACGACGGAAUGAAACAAUUCAUUGCUUGAGAACUGAACUUGGUGAUACCUUGCAAAGUUGUGAGAUUGAAUCAGCUGGUGCAGAAGUGACUGCAUGUUCACAAGGCACUUCAUUUCUUCCAUCUGCAAUUGCAGAUGAAAUGUUCAGUUUAGAGGCACCUGCUCUCAGCGGAUUACUUGCUUCAAACUCCAUAUCCAUUGCGGUAGACAACUCAUUGAGCCCCUCCCACACACUUAUCCAGAUCCACUGCAAGGACCACAAAGGUCUAAUUUACGAUGUCAUGAGAACAUUGAAGGAUUACAAUAUCCAGGUUUCUUAUGGACGAUUCUUUGCAUCCCCAAAAGGAAACUCUGAGUUGGACUUGUUCAUAGUACAAGCAGAUGGGAAGAAGAUUGUUGACCCUAAUAAGCGAAAUGCAUUAUGCUCUCGCCUGAGAAUGGAGCUGUGGCAUCCUCUUAGAGUGGCUGUGGUGAGCAGAGGCCCUGACACAGAGCUACUGGUUGCAAACCCUGUUGAGUUGUCUGGUAGAGGCAGGCCCCUUGUUUUUUAUGACAUUACUCUUGCACUCAAGAAUCUCAACACACAUAUAUUUUCGGCUGAGAUUACUAGGCACAUGAUCCGUGAUCGUGAAUGGGAGGUUUAUAGGAUCCUACUGGAAGAAGGAAAUGGUCAUCCCGUACCAAGAAACAAGAUUGAAGAAGGUGUAAGAAAGAUGCUGAUGGGAUGGGAAUAGAGCUGGAUACUGAUCCUGAUUACGGCCUUAAGCUACUUAGUACUUACAGCCUGUACAGGAUAUCUUUCUUUCAGUCUCUUCUGCAGGCUAGGCACUAACUAAGAUACUUUAGGAAAUGUGAAUCGUUAGUCCUCUCGCAAGAAAUGAUAUUUCAUUGCCGUUUCAAGCUCCUCUUAUCAUGCAUUAAUUUCUUUACGCAUAAUAAAAGUUUAGGAUGAAG